Gastrolobium bilobum is the source of this 1013-nucleotide messenger RNA. Its product is annotated as chlorophyll a-b binding protein CP26, chloroplastic-like. The transcript has 6 exons. Lineage: Eukaryota; Viridiplantae; Streptophyta; Magnoliopsida; Fabales; Fabaceae. Gene Ontology annotation, cellular component: plastoglobule; chloroplast thylakoid membrane. The record is from RefSeq and is a predicted model, not a curated record. Gene Ontology annotation, biological process: photosynthesis, light harvesting in photosystem I; response to light stimulus. Bases 73 to 921 code for a protein of 282 amino acids.
CGUAGUUCAUACUACUCCUCAUCAAUCAGCAGUAAGCACCACAUUCACCUGAGUUUCUGAGGCUUCCAAAACAUGGCUUCCCUUGGCAUGUCUGAAAUGCUUGGAAACCCCAUCAACUUUGGUGGUGCAACCAGGUCAGCCCCAUCUCCCUCUACCCCUUCCACCUUCAAAACUGUGGCUCUUUUCUCUAGAAAAAAGGCAGCACCACCUCCAAAGCAGAAACCUGUUGCUGUCUCUUCUUCAAAUGAGGAACUAGCCAAGUGGUAUGGUCCUGACAGAAGGAUCUUCUUGCCAGAAGGUCUCUUGGACCGAGCUGAGAUCCCAGAGUACUUGACAGGAGAAGUCCCAGGAGACUAUGGUUAUGACCCUUUUGGUCUUAGCAAGAACCCUGAGAACUUUGCCAAAUAUCAGGCAUAUGAGUUGAUUCAUGCCAGAUGGGCAAUGCUUGGUGCUGCUGGAUUCAUCAUUCCUGAGGCCUUCAACAAAUUUGGAGCAAACUGUGGUCCUGAGGCUGUUUGGUUCAAGACCGGAGCUUUGCUUCUUGAUGGGGGUACAUUGAACUACUUUGGUAAACCCAUCCCCAUCAAUCUUAUUGUUGCUGUCGUUGCUGAGGUUGUUCUUUUGGGAGGUGCAGAGUACUACAGAAUUAUUAAUGGCCUGGAUCUUGAAGACAAGCUUCAUCCAGGUGGUCCAUUUGACCCAUUGGGGCUAGCAAAUGAUCCAGACCAGGCUGCAUUGUUAAAGGUGAAGGAAAUUAAGAAUGGUAGACUUGCUAUGUUUGCCAUGCUUGGUUUCUUUAUCCAAGCUUAUGUAACUGGAGAAGGUCCUGUUGAGAACCUUGCAAAACAUCUUAGUGACCCUUUUGGCAACAACUUGCUCACUGUCAUUGCUGGGACUGCUGAGAGGGCUCCAACUCUGUGAAUCAAUAAUCUUCAUGUUUUUCUCCUAUCUUAAAUGUACAAUACAUCUCACUGAGACAUUAUUGUUAAGGCAUUUUGCUUUGUUCCUUAGAA